Molecule: messenger RNA, 1341 nt
Organism: Cryptococcus amylolentus CBS 6039
Lineage: Eukaryota; Fungi; Basidiomycota; Tremellomycetes; Tremellales; Cryptococcaceae
Product: UV excision repair protein Rad23
Exons: 10
Coding region: 28-1161 (377 amino acids)
Biological process (GO): nucleotide-excision repair; proteasome-mediated ubiquitin-dependent protein catabolic process
Cellular component (GO): nucleoplasm; cytosol
Molecular function (GO): proteasome binding; ubiquitin binding; polyubiquitin modification-dependent protein binding
Source: RefSeq, a predicted model, not a curated record
CGUCAACCCUCUCCAGCAUCUAUCACCAUGGUCAAAAUCACCUUCAAGACCGUACAGAACAAGCUCUUCACCGUCGAGGCUCAGGACUCCGAGACCGUCGCCGACUUGAAGCAAAAGAUUCAAGAGUCCCAGACCUUCCCUGCCGAAAAUCAAAAGCUCAUCUACUCUGGCAAGAUCCUCAAUGAUUCUUCAUCCGUCGAGUCUCUCAAGAUCAAGGAGAAGGACUUUUUGGUCGUGAUGGUCUCAAGACCUAAAGCUGCUCCUGCCGCCGCCGCCGUCCCUUCCACCCCUGCCCCUGCUGCUUCCGUCGCUCCCUCUACACCGGCUGCCCCCGCCCCUUCAUCUGGACCUGCACCCACAGCCCCUGCCGAGACCCCUACUCCCGCCGCCUCCGAAUCCGCUCAACCGUCCGGUUCCGCAGCUCUCGGCACCUCUUUCUUGACUGGUGACCAGCUGCAAGCUGCUACCGAUGGUAUGGUAGAGAUGGGCUUUGAGCGUGAUUUGGUCGUGCGAGCUCUGAGGGCCAGUUUCAACAACCCUGACCGGGCCGUCGAGUACCUCAUGUCUGGAAACAUUCCCAACCUGGAUCCCCCCACGCCUGCUUCUCCUGCCCCUGCCGCUGCCCCCUCCGCCCCCUCAAUCCCUGCCGCCGCUGCCCCUCCAGCUCCUGCUGCCCAGCCCGCUGGACAACCCGCUGCCGAGGCGCCUGCCGCCGGAAGCGCCGACAACUUGUUCGCUGCUGCCGAGGCUGCUAUGAACCGUGACCGAGGAGCUCCCGCUGGUGCCCCCGGGGCUGGAGCUGGAGGUGCGCCUGGUAACCAGCUCGACGCUAUCCGACAGAUGGUCCAGCAAAACCCCGCCCUCAUCCAACCACUCCUUCAACAGAUCACCGCUGAGAACCCGGAGCUCGCUCAACUUAUUCAGCAAAACCCCGAAGCGCUUUACCAACUCCUUGGUGGCGCUGGAGAUGGAGAUGAUGAUGAUGAGAUGGGAGAGGGACCUGUUAUGAGGGUGGACUUGACGCAGGAGGAGGCUGCUGCUGUUUCCAGGCUCGAGGCUCUUGGUUUCGACAGGCAAAUGGUUCUUCAGGCCUACAUGCUCUGUGACAAGAACGAGGAAUUGGCCGCCAACUUUCUGUUUGACCAGACCGACGAGAAUUGAUAGCAUGUAAUGAUGAUGGAAGAGAUGUAAAGGAUGGCUCAAGGGAAGCAGCAGAGGGAGUGAUGGUCCGGAUUUAUGCCUAUUCUACGAUAUAUUUCAUAUGACACCUUUCUGUGGUAUAUGUAAUAUUGGCCUGCUUUACUGCCGCGGAUUUCUAUGUACGGUAUAGUAGAAUGAUGG